Molecule: messenger RNA, 1321 nt
Organism: Eruca vesicaria subsp. sativa (arugula)
Lineage: Eukaryota; Viridiplantae; Streptophyta; Magnoliopsida; Brassicales; Brassicaceae
Source: the annotation of a GenBank genome assembly
GUUAUCUUUCUCUUCUUUCCUUAAACCAAAACCAAAUAAGAGAGACCAGACAAUUAUAAAAAAAAAACUGUAUUCUCCUCUUCUCUCUCAAACCAUGUCUUCCGGAAAUGAAUCAACCCCGUCUCAGGCGACGAUAGAAACGACGGCAACGUCUCCGGUGAAGGUUAAAGAGUACCCUGAACCUUUGGCUUCACAUGAAGAUAUUGUGAAAGAUCUUUCUCUCUUCUGGGAUUCUCUCAGGCGUUUUCACUCCAUACUAGCCACCAAAUUCAUGAUUCCUGUGAUUGGUGGAAAAGAACUGGAUUUGCAUGUUUUGUAUGUGGAAGUCACGAGGAGGGGAGGAUACGAAAAGGUAGUGACAGAGAAAAAAUGGAGGGAAGUUGGAGGAGUGUUUAGAUUCUCUGCAACUACAACAAGUGCUUCUUUUGUCUUAAGGAAACAUUAUCUCAACCUUCUCUUCCAUUACGAACAAGUUCAUCUCUUCAAUGCUCGUGGUCCUCUUCUCCAUCCAACAGCUACAUUUCAUGCUAAGGAUCCUUCAACGAGCAAAGAGAUGGCUCUCGUUGAAUACACUCCUCCAGGCAUAGGAUAUACUAGUUCUCACCCUCCUCCUUGCCAAGGUUCGUCGAGUUUCACAGCCAUAGGUACAAUUGAAGGCAAAUUCGACUGCGGUUAUCUGGUUAAAGUCAAGUUGGGCUCGGAAAUUCUUAAUGGUGUGCUUUAUCACUCAGCCCAGCCCGGCCCAUCAUCACCAGUUGCUGAUCCAAACGCUUCUGUUAUUCCGUUUGUGGAAACUGGGAGGAGACGACGUCGUUCUGGUAAAAGACGUAGAAGCAGACGCAGAGAGGACCCGAAUUAUCCUAAACCGAACCGGAGCGGUUAUAAUUUCUUCUUUGCUGAGAAACAUUGCAAGCUAAAGUCUCUGUAUCCAAACAAGGAGAGGGAGUUUACGAAGAUCAUCGGCGAGUCAUGGAGCAAUCUCUCAGCCGAAGAACGAUUGGUUUAUCAGAAGAUUGGUUUGGAGGACAAAGAGAGGUAUCAGAGGGAGUUGAACGAGUACAGAGAAAAGUUAAGGCUCAGUGCUGCUGACGAGGCAAGCGGCAGGGUUUUCUAGGUGGUUUUCUUAUAACGGUUGAGUUAAUUCUCUUGUACGUCGUUUAUCUCUUGUAUAACCGAACGUUCUGCCGUUUUCUAACUUUUCUUUAUUGUAGUUGUUCAUGUCAAACUAAGCCCAUUGAGGCCCAUUGUGUAAGCUACUAAAUAGGCUUGACAAGAUUAGCUGCCCGUUUGGGAAUUGAUAUUUUAUUAGGCUCAUUCUGUA